AUGUCCGAGAACUGCGAGCAACCUUACUAUCAGAAAGACCACUCAGAGAAAAAAAUCAGGAUCAUCCUCGCAAUACCAUGCGGAGCUAUAAAACGAAAUUUCUGGAUCCUACGCUGGCGUCUAUUCGGCAACCAGGACAUCACGUGGCGGGAUGAUGAUCUGACAUGGUCUCAGUUGGUGAUUGAGGCGGAGAUCGAAGCACAUUGGGCACUGCAGAGACAGAUCUAUCUCCAGGAGGAGGUCAAGGCUUUGGAAAAGACAUUAUUGGCCUUGGGAUCGGAUGACACUGGAGCCACUGAGUCGCUGCUUUUGGUAUUUGAAACGGAGCUCGAGGAUCUGAAGCAUAGCUUCAAAGAUCGCGCACCAAGACUCUGGGAGUUAGAAGGGGGCAUGCCUGUUGGGACGCUGGAGCGAGAUUUUAGGACAUGCAGGAAUAAUCCGGACUGGUAUUUGUGCAGGUUCCUGCGCCAGGAUUGUGCUGGUUGUGGGGAUUGUUGCGCGCGAGGUUGUGGAUGCUGUGAUAAUAAAAAUCGAGGGCACUGUACGACUGCUUGUGGUUGUUGUAUUCGCACCCAUGGGCGCUCUGGGGAUCUAGAGGACGGGGACUUGGAUCUCAGAGGCGGUUCCUUUGUGCGUACAUUUGGGGGUUGAGUUUUGUGGAUGAGCUGGGUUUGGCGAACUAUUGGUGUUGAUGGCGCUACAUGAUAUGCCUCGCUUUUAUAUUGGAAUGAUUUCAUGGCUAUCUUCACCUUCUCUUCUUUCUGUUACCGGUCGAUUUCCAGUAUAGUGUCCCAUCCGCAGCCUUGUGUAGCCUCGACAAGCUAGGAACGGCCCUGAAAGAUAGUAGUUUUUUUGCUUCGACUACAUAUUGAGGUAAUGUCUGACAUCCGGUUAGCCUCGUCGCAUGAUUGGAAUCUUCAUAUACUGCCCCUCGCCAUGAUGUUCUCGUUACGUUUUAGUUUCCUCUCAUAUACCACACAGAUAUGGUAUGCAGCCCUCAGGGGUCAACAAACCCAUAAAAAUAGAACAUGGCAUACAUGCCUUCAAGGAAGGGGAGCGAACCAUGCAAUUAUCAUACUAAACAAACCGAAAUGCUGGGCAUCUUUCAGGUCCGGUCCUAAUCACUUUAUAGGGAAUGUAUC
This is a messenger RNA of Aspergillus glaucus CBS 516.65, 1142 nucleotides long. RefSeq lists its product as uncharacterized. Bases 1 to 651 code for a protein of 216 amino acids. Lineage: Eukaryota; Fungi; Ascomycota; Eurotiomycetes; Eurotiales; Aspergillaceae. The transcript has 3 exons. The record is from RefSeq and is a predicted model, not a curated record.